Molecule: messenger RNA, 3381 nt
Organism: Betta splendens (Siamese fighting fish)
Lineage: Eukaryota; Metazoa; Chordata; Actinopteri; Anabantiformes; Osphronemidae
Product: endophilin-A2-like
Exons: 9
Coding region: 143-1249 (368 amino acids)
Biological process (GO): synaptic vesicle uncoating
Cellular component (GO): cytoplasm; presynapse; glutamatergic synapse
Molecular function (GO): protein binding
Source: RefSeq, a predicted model, not a curated record
GUUGCCUGGUAAGUUUUACCAUCCACGGUACGAAGUAGGGAGCCUUGUGCUUGACUGCUGCAAAAAACAGUACAAAGUCAUACGUUAAUAGUCAAAAAGACGUUUCUCCUUUAGGUCGGGUAGGAAAAACAGACCGUGCAAGAUGUCCGUCGCAGGAUUUAAGAAGCAGUUUUACAAGGCGAGCCAGAUGAUGAGUGAGAAAGUUGGAGGUGCAGAAGGGACCAAACUGGAUGAAGACUUUAGGGACCUUGAAAGGAGAGCAGACAUUACCAGCAAAGCAGUGGUAGAUGUCAUCAAUAAAACCACAGAGUACCUGCAGCCUAACCCAGCAACAAGAACCAAACUGUCCAUGCUCAACACAGUUUCCAAAAUCCGUGGACAGGUGAGGAGUCCAGGCUACCCCCAGCCCGAGGGUCUCCUGGGGGAAUGCAUGAAUAAAUAUGGACGGGAUAUGGGCGAGGACACCAACUUUGGUGGGGCUCUAGUAGAUGUAGGGGACACAAUGAAAAGACUGGCUGAGGUCAAGGACUCUCUGGAUAUUGAUGUGAAACAGAACUUUAUUGACCCACUUCAGGGCAUUGCUGAUAAGGAUAUCAAAGACAUUCAGCACCACCUCAAGAAGCUGGAGGGUCGACGUCUUGACUAUGACUAUAAAAAGAAACGGCAGGGUAAAAUUCAAGACGAAGAGAUCAGGCAGUCGUUGGAGAAGUUCCAUGAGUCCAAAGAGAUGGCCGAGACCUCCAUGCACAACCUACUGGAAACAGAUGUGGAGCAGGUGAGUCAGCUGUGUUCUUUUGUGGAGUCUCUGUUGCAGUACCACAAACAGGCCUCUCAGAUACUGGAGGAGCUUUCUGACAAACUGAGAGAAAGAAUGAACGAUGCUCAAAGUCGUCCAAGGCGUGAAUACACACCCAAAGCCAGACCGUCAUUUGACUAUGAAGAUGAUGAACAGUCCAAUGGAGGCUACUCACCACCUGCAACAAGUCCUACAGCUUACGCUCAAGCCCCAACACAGUAUCAAGGUCCGUCCUUCCAGAGAAACUCCACCAAGGGCAAGCGGACUGAGCCAUGCUGUAAAGCAUUGUAUGACUUCGAGCCAGAGAACGACGGAGAGCUGGGCUUUCACGAGGGUGACAUCAUCACUUUGGUCAGUCGAAUUGAUGAGAACUGGUUCGAAGGAAAAAUCCGCGGAAAAUCCGGAUACUUUCCCAGCAACUAUGUUGACGUCGUGGUGCCUCUGCCACGUUGAGAGGAGCAUCGCAAGAUGGAGCGUAAAUGAGGGGAUAAUAAAAGGUUUAUCACAUCUCAGUAACCAAAAAAUAACACUUUGUAGUUGCAUUGAAAGGGCAAAUAUCUCAAGAAAUGGACCAACUUUUUUAUAUCUAGUAGUUAUUUGAGCAACGUUUUGGCGAGCGUAGAGAUGGAGGGAAUAUCAAAGGUCAUAACACAUAAUAAUGGUGUAAUAUGCUGAUAUUUAUUUUAGUUACACCCGUGCACUUUAUACACUACACAUCUGUGGUCGGAACUGAAGAAGUGGGAGAAUGAAACGUGUAACUACAUUCCUGUUCAGCAUUUAUUUUCGUCACCUAUUUUCUAAUCACAUUAUGUUGAUAUUGACACUACACACACUCUGUGCCUGAAGGCUCGAUGUUGGAGUAAACUGGCUGUUCAUGUGGUUGAUUUAAACUGUCCUCUGCUGCCGUCUGGUGGUGCUAUAUAUAAGCGGUACUGUCACAUCUUUUUAUUUCUUAACCAGCUGAUUUGAGCCAGUCAGAUGAUAUUGUAGGUCCUUCUUGUUGGCUAAAAUUAUGCUUAAGCAAAAUGGUAUUUUACAGUAAAUUUCUAUAGGGCAGGGGAUCCACAGAUAAACCUGUUUUUAAACGUCCAUUUAUUAUAUCAUUGAUUAAUCUUAGCAUGUCUGUUUUUAUUGCACACUCCAGCCCCGUGUCUCUUGAUGCUAAUACCAGAGGAAAGAUGCACACCGCUGAUGUUUUUCAUUAUAAACGUGUUUUACUAGAUGCCUGAUGUGCUCAAUUCUGGAACUCGAAUAUUAUAUGAUAUAUGUUAUUAUAUGUUUUCUGGUUGUUUGUUACCAUUAGGUCAAAGGUGGUGCAGCACGGCCUACCCUCAAAUGUUAAGCACCCAACCAAUAUGCAUUUGCUCCUCGGUUUCUGUAUUUUCUCAGGCUGUACUGAUGCUGCUGGCAGUGUCGCUUUUUUGGCUCUGAAAUUUCAAUCUGUGAUUUAACCCCUUCACGCUGGAGCGAGCUUGGCGUUUAGUACUUUAACCUGUAAUCUGAAGCAUGGAAAUUGACCUGAUGUGUACUAUGUGUUUUGUGGAUCUGCCUCAGUUUUCAGGCUGACAGCUCAUGACAGCAGAUGCAAGCGGGCCAACUAUUGUGUUCUGAAAUGACUAAUAAUAAGCAGUUCCGCAUCCAAUGGCUGGUUUCAGUUUCAAUCAAACCUGUACAGGCAGACUAUCAACUGUGAGGGUUCGUUCUGUUCAGUAAAAUUCCAGCUUUUCUCCUGUUGUCAUGAUCCCCUUGUUAGACCGCCCCCUGCCCCACUCAUCUCUCCCAUCUCCAUUUUACACUAUGAGCGGAACAGACAGGUCUUUUCAGCAGGGCCGGGCACCCAGCUGUGGAUUACGCCCUCCCCCCUACCCUUUAUUCAUCACCUGCCCCUGUGUUCCUCCUCCGCUUCUCAUUAUCUGCUCGGUGCCAGUCCCAUGGUGCAUCUAGAGCCCCGUCUCCUUGUCCAUCCCUGGAAUAAUCUCCUCAUUGUUACCGCAGUAUGUGCCUCUUAAUAUUACGUUUGCAUGUUAUUUAUGUAACACACAUGUAAGGCCAGAGGGUUCGGUUCAGGUGUGGGUUUAGAUGUCUCAUUGCGCCAAAUCGAAAAGCCCAGACAUACAGGGGGGAAAGAAUGGUCUCGGCUCAGGAUGAAUUAUUGUGUAUCUUUGUAUUUUGCGGACAAUGUCAGAACAAAGGGCUAAGAUCAAUUUCAUUUCUUACAACACUACGUUCUGUAUCACAUAUGUACCCUUAACAUCCAAACAUUGUAAUUUGCAUGAAGUAUUAUAAUGCAUAAUUUAAUUAUACAUAGUCAUAGUAUAGAGGCCUUUGUUACGAUGUAAGUGCUCUGCAGUGUAUAUUAAUUACAGCUUCUAUGUCAUGGUAUGCCUUGUUUUUGGAACUGUGACUCUGGGGAGACUAAACGUGGGAUUAUCCUGGAUUAUCUUUAGGAUACAUGGAUUACCUCUAUACUAAGUGUAAUCUUAAACAUGCUGUGUUUUUCUUACUAUAUAAAGGCUAUGGAUAUAUUUUGUUUUUUUGUAUUUGAUGUUUUUUUUUUCAAUAAACGUGUAUCUUUGAAGUUACAA